Sesamum indicum (sesame) is the source of this 2028-nucleotide messenger RNA. RefSeq names its product GTP-binding protein Era-like protein. Lineage: Eukaryota; Viridiplantae; Streptophyta; Magnoliopsida; Lamiales; Pedaliaceae. The record is from RefSeq and is a predicted model, not a curated record. Gene Ontology annotation, biological process: ribosomal small subunit assembly. Gene Ontology annotation, molecular function: ribosomal small subunit binding; GTP binding; rRNA binding.
AUGACGACAUGCGAAAACUCGAACAGAUAACAUAUUUGGUUUUGGCUAUGGAUUGUGAGAACUCCCACUUCAAGUGGUGCUUGUAGAGAAGUAGUUUCCACCGAAAAGCGGCGGUGGUGCCGGUGGCGACGGAGGAGGAGGAGGAGGAGAACAGGGCAGCGAUGUUCUGAGUGUUUUACUGGUACUCCAAGAAUCCAAAAAUGAAGGAAUUAGCUCUGCAGUAUAAUAUACCUCUCCCUCCCACCCCAAAACUGAGAAUUCACCAGAGAAAAACUCUUCCCCAUUUUCAAGCCACAGGAGGGAAGAAUAGCCAAAGAGCUGGAAAUUACAGCUCCACCACCAUGGAUAAAAGAAUAUCAACGACUCCUCUUGAAGUUCAAGAGUUCGAAGAAGGAAUGCGGAGCAGUAACUAUUAUGUGAGAAGUAAAGAUGACGAAGAGUAUGAGGAGCAGGAGGAUGCUGCAACAACAUCUUCUUCAAUGUUGCUUUCUUUGAGCUCGAAGCCCGAUAGAAACAUGGCUUUGUUAGACGAUUACGAGAUGGAAGAAAUGGACUAUGUCCCCGACGACCCGAAUCAUCGGAGCGGGUAUGUAGCUGUUGUGGGGAAGCCCAAUGUUGGGAAAAGUACGCUUUCCAACCAAAUGUUGGGCCAGAAACUUUCAAUCGUCACGGAUAAGCCUCAGACUACUAGACACCGUAUUCUUGGUAUUUGCUCUGGCCCAGAUUAUCAGAUGAUACUUUAUGAUACACCGGGUGUUAUUGAGAAGAAAAUGCACAAGUUGGACUCUAUGAUGAUGAAGAAUGUUCGAAGCGCUGCCAUCAAUGCAGAUUGUGUAGUUGUUGUUGUUGAUGCUUGUAAGCCACCUCAAAAGAUUGAUGAAGUUUUGGAAGGAGGAGUUGGAGACCUGAAAGAUAAUUUGCCCACCUUGCUUGUUUUAAACAAGAAGGACCUUAUCAAACCUGGUGAAAUCGCAAAGAAAAUUGAGUGGUAUGAGAAAUUUACGGAUGUCGAUGAGGUCAUACCUGUGAGUGCCAAGUACGGCCAUGGAGUGGAUGACGUCAAGGACUGGAUUCUGUCAAAACUUCCUUGCGGACCAGCUUAUUAUCCCAAGGAUAUUACUAGUGAGCACCCUGAAAGAUUUUUUGUGGCUGAAAUUGUUAGAGAAAAAAUCUUUAUGCAGUACCGAAAUGAAGUCCCUUAUGCGUGCCAGGUUAAUACGGUUAGUUAUAAAAGCAGACCAAAUGCGAAAGAUUUCAUCCAGGUUGAGAUCGUUGUUGAGAAGAAUUCGCAGAAGAUCAUCCUUAUUGGGAAGGAAGGGAAAGCUCUAAAGCUACUAGCAACAGCCGCUCGGCUUGAUAUAGAAGAUUUCUUGCAGAAGAAAGUUUUCCUUGAGAUAGAAGUAAAGGUAAAAGAAAACUGGCGACAAAACGAAGGGCUUCUUAAACACUAUGGCUAUGGCGGGCAAAUUCAAUUCAAACAAGCUUUAUGACGCACAUGUCCACACGACCUGUGUAUGUGGAAGUAAAAAUCAUCAUCGUCUUCUGCUGGCUGCAUUAUAGGAACCGUGUUUUUCCAGCUGCUGGUGAAAUUACCAGUCGAGAUACAUUCCUUGUAUUGCUGGCCGUUGUCACACAACAGGGUCGGCUGUGGUAUUGUCAUAUGUUUAUUUCUUCAGUAGAUGAGUUUUUUCCGCACAUUUUGGGCUCUGAUUUAGACAAGAGCAUGGGGAAUAGCGGUGGACAGGCUUUUGCAAUAUCCCUCUUAUGUAAGAAAAUUGAAACAUCUUUUAGAAAGUAAGGUGGUUCUAACGUUUUGAUGGAUUUAUGGAUUGGACAAGUGAAGAGGCAGCAAAUCUAAACACUCAAAUCUGAGGACUGAGGGAGACUGUAGGGUGUUCCGCCAAGAUACUUACGUAGUGUUUGGAUUUGUAUUUUGAGUGAGAUAGAGAGACAAAAAUAGAGAUAAAUAAGUGUGUGUUGAAAAUAGGUAAUAUGUUUGGAUUUGUAUUUUAAUGUAAUUUAAAGUAA